This is a messenger RNA of Plenodomus lingam JN3, 2154 nucleotides long. RefSeq lists its product as uncharacterized. Gene Ontology annotation, cellular component: nucleus. The record is from RefSeq and is a predicted model, not a curated record. Lineage: Eukaryota; Fungi; Ascomycota; Dothideomycetes; Pleosporales; Leptosphaeriaceae.
AUGGCACCCAAAUCUGCGCGUGGGCGCAAACGGCAGACCAAGAUAAGCUUUUCGCCCGCCACGAAACCUAUGUCCUCGACUCGAUCAUCUACAGUCGCAAAGAUGGGCAAUGCGCCGUCGCAAACUGAAGACCACACUUCAGCAUUACCAACACCUCGAAAGUCGACUCGAGCGGCGAAACCACCCCGACCUGAUUCUUCGAGCGAGGACGAGUUGGCGGGCGAAAUGAAUGCGGGCAACGCACGGCUGAGCAAGAAACUGCAUACGCCUGUCAAGCGCAAACACAAAGGCAUGUUCGGUAGUUCGAAUGUGAUGUCCACAGGAUAUGAGAGCUCAGAGGAGCAACACAUACAGCCUGUCGCGAGGCCAGCAAGACGCAAGCGACAACGGGCAUCCUCGGGCAGCGAGUCGGACCAUGCCAGGCCGACUGUCACGAUUCUUCCGCGGAAGAGGCAACGAAUUAUCGAAGUGAUUGAAAACAGCUCAGAAGAAGGAGAAGAGAGUGAGGAUAAGGAUGAGGAAGGCGAAGAUCAACAGGAGGUGGAGGGGGAUGAUGAGGAUGAGGACGUGGACGAGGACGUGGACGAGGCACCAAAAGCACAUACGAGGCGACAGGUCAGGCGGCAGCGUACAUCAGAAGACGAAAUUGAGGUGCAGGUUCAAUCGCGAAGUGCACGGCGCAGACUAGCUAGGAGACCAUCUCCCUUGUCUGAUGAAGAUGAUGUGCUGGUCCUGCCUCGGUCUCGAAGGGCGAGACCUGUCCGGGUAGAGAUCCCAACAGAAGAAGAGUCAGAGGCCCAGACACCCCCCAAAAGUGCACGGCGGAGAAUUAGAAGACGAGCGGCUGAAUCAGCUAGUGAGGAUCAAGAUACAGAGGACGAUGGCGUGGAGGUCCAAGACGACGAUGAUGACGAUGACGAGGAACGAAACGAAUUGAAGGAGGAUCUUGCUUUUUUGAAAUCGUCGCCAGUGCAGGAUCGCGGUCGUCUACGAAGUACACAUGACAAGCCCAAGAACGAGCGACAGAAAGCUUUGGAAGCUCUGAAAAGAAAGAGAGCUGGAACCACCGAGCCACCUCCUUCGGCAACCCCCAGCAGGAAGAAGCCAGUCGUAACUGAGACUGACUCUGACUCGGAGCUCGAGGUUAUCAAAGAAGAGCCCGAAAGCGAUGGUCCGAUAGGAGACGUGGUCGAUGAAGACGACGAUCUUGAUUUUGACGAGCAUGAGCCAAACGCAUUGGACAUAUUCCAAGAAGGCGAGGACGACAUUGGCUUCAUUGAUGACAAUGCGGAUGCAGUCAUUGGCGAGCCAGCCCUAGAUGCAGAUCUAGACGACAUGCGCCUCACCUUCAGUCUCUCGCGCGCAAAGACCAAAGACCUCUUCAAGCACGCCGUAGAGUGGAUGGUUAUGAAGAAGAUCCACCCCGCCUUCGACUCGACGCGAAAUUUCUACGUCUUGACCUUCCGCAAACUCGACGACGAAGUCAAGGGCCUCGCGGGCUCCAAAUUCACCUCGUCGGCCUGGACCUCGGAAUUCACACGUGCAAUCCGUGCAAGACCCGAUCUCAUCACCAAUGAAAUCCGUGGCGCCGCAGACUACAUGUCUCCCCACUGUGCUGCUUGUAAUCGCAAAAACCACCCUGCCACGUGGGAAAUCAUGCUCACCGGGCAGCCCUACGACAAAGACACGCUCGAGCCCCUCGAAAACGAUAGUUCAUCAGAGUCAGAGUCAGAAUCAGAGUCCGGCUCCGAUAGCUCCUCCCUCUCCGCCUCCCCACCCCGCAACACCACCACAGAGAAGCCCGAACGCGACGCCUCGGGCGAAGUCCUGCCCCCGGAAUCCCACCGCUUCUACCUAGGGUCCACGUGCAAAGCCAAUGCACAAGUCUCACAUACGCUGUACCACUGGCGCCACCACCUCUACCAGUGGGUGAAGCAAUAUCUCGCGCAGCAGGGCCAUUUGACGGCGGAAAAGCUGGUCAAGAGGGACAAGGCGAGUAAUCGGAAGCGCGAGAAGGCGGCGAUUAAGAUUGUGGAUAAGAUGGAGGCCGAGGGUGAGAUUAGGAAGUUGUGGAGGUUGUAUAAGGAGCAGGUUACUUUUGCGGUGGAGGCGAGUAAUGAGUACAAGGAUGGGUGGGGGAGGAAGGGGCGGUGA